AUGGCUCCUCUACCACCAGCCGAUGAUAUACUCCAAGUAAUGGCUGAAUGUCCUGGAUGCUCCAAAAUUACAGCAUCACAUUGUUUGGAGGGGUUUCUUCCGCCAGACCCUCCAUCCGACCCCGAUGAUACUUCGAGUCAAUCGAGCCAAAGAAAUAUGUCCAAUGGGCAUGACGAAUCGUCAAAACCAGAAACCGAAGAGAGUCCAUCGUGGAUGCCCAAGCCGCCGACCCUUUCCGCCUCUGGUAGGAUUACUGGCAAAGACCCACCUCUCGACCCAUCUACCUUUGAGCUCCGGGAGGUCAUUGGCGCAGUCCAAGCUGGUCGAUUCAGCGCCGACGGUCUUCGCGACUAUCUCGGGUAUUAUGAUAAGGAAACGUUGAGGACUAACUUGAACGCUGAUAUCGACGGGUAUCCUGCAAUUUUCUAUAUCGUCGCUACCAACGACAUCGACAUGAUUCGGCAGUGGAUCAAGCAUGGAGGCGACCCUAAUACAACAUGGGGACCUGAUAAUUUCCCGUUACUAGCAUUCUGCAUACUAACCAAGGGUAAAACCAUGCAUCAUGACAAAAAGUCACUUGCCACUCUCCUACGUUUCGGCGCCAGUCCCUUCGUUAUCCCAGAAGCAUUCUACAGCCCUUACUGUCGAGAUUUGCCAGAGGAUGGGCCAGUACAUGAUGAACUGCAUGACAUCAACGACGACAACAAGCGGUGGUGUACAGAAGAGGUGCGGACACAUCUUACCAAGGCUCUGAAUCUGCUACAACGAUAUGAUCUUUAUAGAUCCAGCAGAACCAGACCACAUUCUGGCCGUGAAAAGGAGCUGCUGGUUCGGCAAAAUGCCGAUGAAGUUACAGGCCUCCACCAGAUGAUCAUAGCCCAGUCAAUCGCCACUCGCUGGCUCCAACAGAAGCUACGCGUAUACUUAGCCCUCCAAAAAGAAAAGCCCCUGGUAUUGGUCUUCGCAGGGCCGAGCGGCCACGGCAAAACUGAGCUGGCGAAAAGAUUCGGAGACCUUAUGUCAUUGGACGUAGAGGAGAUUGAUUGCACAAUUGUGAAGUUCGAGACCGAUAUGUUCGGCCCACGACCACCCUACAAGGGAUUUGAGGAGGGCUCGCGGCUCAACAACUUCUUGGCCCAAAAUGCUGGCAAGAGGUGUAUCGUUUUUAUGGACGAGUUCGAAAAGACUAACCAGGAAAUUCAUAAUACAUUACUCCUACCAUUCCAAAGCGGAUGCUACUCAGAUCGCCGCAACGGCAAUAUUAUCGACUGCUCCAAGUCUAUUUGGCUCCUCGCCACGAACAAGCUCGAUCCUACCAUUCACUCCUAUUGCGAUGCCAACAAACAGGUCCUUCUCCAGGAGACCGACGAGAAUGCCCAGGACAAGCUGGUGCGGGCGCUGUGCAGCCAGCUUCGCCGAGAAUUCGUGCAGCACUUUGGCGCCCCUCUAGGCGGCCGGGUCACGGAGAUCAUCCCCUUUCUCAUCUUCUCGGCGCCGGAGUCGGCGGUUAUUGCCGACAAGAUGCUCAUGGACAUCGAGGCUGAAGUCGCCAAGCGCGUGCGCAUCACGCUGAACAAAGACGACGAUGUCUACGUGGGGAACAUAAAGUUCCACAUCCAGAAUGAAGCGGCGCUGUGCGCGCUCAUUGCGAACGACGAGUACGACAAGCAGACCGGCGCGCGCAGCAUCGCGCAGGGUGUGGAGCGGCUGGUCGAGGACCCGCUCGUCAGCGAGUACCUGAUCAAUGGCGACAAGUUCGAUGACAACCAGCCGAUCACCACCUUUGUCGUCGAUGUUAACCUGGAUGGGGAAGUGGAAGUCCGAUUAGUGCCGGAGCCGGGACAGGAGGAUGAGGAGCAGCUCGUAUACUAG
Hypoxylon fragiforme is the source of this 1872-nucleotide messenger RNA. RefSeq names its product P-loop containing nucleoside triphosphate hydrolase protein. The transcript has 4 exons. Gene Ontology annotation, cellular component: cytoplasm. Gene Ontology annotation, molecular function: ATP hydrolysis activity; ATP binding. NCBI's taxonomy places the organism in Eukaryota, Fungi, Ascomycota, Sordariomycetes, Xylariales, Hypoxylaceae. Gene Ontology annotation, biological process: cellular response to heat. The record is from RefSeq and is a predicted model, not a curated record. Bases 1 to 1872 code for a protein of 623 amino acids.